CGCAGUCAGUGCGCCUGCGCAUUGUGAGGAGUGUAUUUUUGUUGAUAUGUGUGUCUGUGGGUUUUAAUGGUUGUUUUGCGGGUUUCCGUGUUUCUCGGAGUGUGACCCCCGCGGCCCGGGCUGAUGGAGGACCCCAGAGACAUGGUGAGUGACCCGGUCUGUCUCUGCAGCGGGGACCCGCGGAGGUCUCCUUUGUUUUGGUUGAUAUAGCGGUGCUGCUUCAAAGCGACACUGACAGAGGUCUGAGGUCUGAACCCCUUUAAGAAAACUCUAAUUUUAAGAGUUCAUCCGUCAUGCAGUAAAAACAUCACACACAUCACGGUGUUAUUUUACAUUGGAAUAAAAUAGUAUAAGCUACAAUUAUAUUCGGCAUAUAUAUGAUACAUUAAACAUGCUUAGAUUGCACCAAAACAUAACGUUUGAGACUACAUCGUCUGGUAUUCACCUGCAAACCCCCAUUGUAAAAACCUGCGCUAUUAAAUUUCCUUUGAAUGUUGACAAAGACAUGUUUGUUACCGAGCAGUUAUUGUUGUUUGGGAAAACUGGAGCAACUGGUCUUUUAUUCGGCUGUGUCCUUUACCAGGCUGGCAAUAUUUAACUUUAGUAUUUGGCUUUAGUUAUCGUAUUACUUUGAACCCACUGCAGCAAGAACAGAAGACCGAAGAGAGGGGCUGUGGAGGUGAAUCAGACAGUCAAAACAGAAUUAUUGUAACACACUCUGUGGCAGGUGCAUUUAAUGUAAGGCAACCGAAAGGUGUUUCUAACACUGUUUGAUGCAGCCCAGACAAUAAUAUCAGAAAAGACAUCACGGUGUCUGUGAUCAAAGUCGUUUAAAACAAGCUGAAUUCCUCAAGUGAUUUGGUGCUUCAUCCAGACAAGGGUUCGCACUGACAAAGUCUGUUAGACAACGACUAAGUCUGUCUGCAAGUGUCUUUACCAUCUCUCUCUCUCUCUCUCUCUCUGUCUGCACUGCGGUGCUGCAGCAGGUCACAGCUGCAAAAUCACUGAUGGAAACAACCGCUGAAUGCAACAGCUGUGUGUGUGUGUGUGUGUGUGUGUGUGUGUGUGUGUGUGUGUGUGUGUGUGUGUGUGUGUGUGUGUGUGUGUGUGUGUGUGUGAGAGAGAGAGAGAGAGAGAGAGAGAGAGAGAGAGAGAGAGAGAGAGAGAGAGAGAGAGAGAGAAAGAGAUAGGGAGAGAGAGAGAGCAUCUGUGUGGUUUUAAUUGUCUAAGCUCAUCUGAGUUCAAUAACUGGUUUGUUUUGUGACCAAGAUUUAAGACAAAGAUGUGGGGAAUUUCAUUUAACUGUCUUUAAUGAUUUUUUUUUUUUUUUUCCAAAAAAUGGAAAACAAUUUUUUUUUUCAUGUUUAAUUAAACAAAUGUGAUUCUGUACGAGUGUUCAGAUGCCUCACCAAAGGACCACUAGAGAUUUAUCCAAGUCAAGACACUGUGUUAAUUAUAGAUAAAAACAGAAUUAGAUGGUUUUUGAAUCGUUUAAAGCCUAUAUUUAAAUGAAAUAAGUGCAAAGACAACUUUUACAAGGUAGGAUUCUUCCUUCAUACGAAUGAACUGUUUCUGAAAUUAGGAGUAUUAAAACUGCACAAUGUACAAAGCUAGUAACAAUCCACUCCCUAGUAAUAUACAGAAAAUAUUUGGUGGAAGAGAGGGCAGGUAUGUAUUAAUAGGGGAACGAAAUUUAAAACAACCAGGCGUUCAUACCAGAACCAGCCCAAGUCUUAACGAGGCCCUAAGCAAAAUUUCAUUUUGGGGCCCUCUAUUUCUGCCAAAAAUAUUAAUUGUUGCUCAUUCACACAUCUUCUCAUAUAUUUCUCUCUCUCUCUCUCUCUCUCUCUAUAUAUAUAUAUAUAUAUAUAUAUAUAAGUGCAUAUGCAUAUGUAGUGCAUAUUUAUAGUGCAUAUAUAUAGUGCAUAUUUGUAUGUAUAUAUGUAUACAAGGUCUUUGUUUCAGUAUUAAUGAUUAGUUACAUAUUUAGACUUUGGAGCUUUGGUUACUUUUUGGUGACAUCAGAAAUUCUAAAUUCUAGAGACAAGUAAAGGAUAAACAAAUAGGAAGGAAUGAGGGUAGGUACAUAUUAACCAAAUAGCUUUAAUAUACUCCUUUUCAAUCUCCAAAAAAUAAGGAAUCUCUUGUCUAAAAUUGUUCUGUAUGUUUGAUCGAAUAAACAAUCUUGAACGUCUAAUAUCCAGACUUAAAAAUGUCUUUUUUCUGAAAAAUCUAAGCUCAUUUUAAAUUUCAUGUCAGCAACAUAAUUGUAAAAAGCAUCGAGAUUUCUCUGAUGACUCGUGAUCCUGCAGGUGGAGCGUCCAUCCAGGAAGCGCAGCGACUCCUUCGGGAUGCUGGACGGUCCAGAUGAGGAGCGCAGCAGCUGCAGCUCUGAGUCCAGCGAGGGGAGCGGAGCAUCCAGCCCUGAGGACAGUGAGGAUGAAGACUAUGGAGGAGGAGGAGGAGUGACUCACCUCACCCCUUCCUCCUCCUCCCUGACACUUAUUAAGACUAACGGACAAGUAUACACCUAUCCUGAUGGAAAGGCCGGCAUGGGUCAGUAUCAGCCUGAUGAUUCUGCUGUCAACAGCUCAGUCUCACCUUUGGUCCGUUGCUCAGUGACACACAGAAACCAGCCUGCUGCCCCUAACACUCACUAAACUCAUCCACUGCUAAAUAUAGUCCCUGACAGGAAAACAUCAGUCUGUAAGUAGAACCAGUGUUAACGCAGCAGCCGUUAAAGUCACUCUUUAUAUUUAUGUUAAAACCCUCUUCCUCUGUAUUAAAAAGUGCUCUCUCAGCAGGGAUCCUUUCUGUAGUGCUGUCAGACUGAGAAUAACUACCCAAACCUGUCAGGGACAAAAAACUACAACUUAAACUGACAUACUUUAAGGGUUAUGAUGCAGAUAUUACAGACAGUUUACCUGCUGCAGGAGAAAGAAAUCUGCUGCAGAAACAUCUAAAAUGUAAACUUUCAGAAUUCCACAUGUCUCCUAAGUGAUAAUAAAGGAAAAUUAAAGGACAGAAUGAUAUUCAUAGAGAUUUAUUCAUGUGUUCAUUUGUGUAUCCUGCAGCGACUUGUGAGAUGUGUGGUAUGGUGGGGGUCAGAGAUGCUUUCUACAGUAAAACUAAACGGUUCUGCAGCGUCUCCUGCUCCAGAAGUUUCUCCUCCAACUCCAAGAAGGCCAGCAUCCUCGCCAGACUGCAGGUUCAGUGAUCACUCAAACUAACCAAAAGUUAAAGCAGACUAUUUUCACUAAUCGUUCAAUCUGACUGAGCCUAGAGCAGUCUGAGUAUGAAACAGUUUAAGUUUCCAGAGGAGGGGGUCAAGAAGGGAAAGUUUAAAAUGUCUCUGUGUCUUGAAGGGGAAGCCUCCCACCAAGAAGGCCAAAGUCCUGCAGAAACAGCCUCUGAUGAGUAAACUGGUUGUUUACAGUCAGAAUCAGGGGAACCAGCAAGGCGGAGUCAAGAAGAGCAGUGAGUCAGAUUCACUUUUAGAGAACAUCCUGCAGUUUAUCAGUGAAUAAUUCAGCUGAAUGACCCGCUUCACAUUUACAGGGUCACACAUUGAAUUAAAGCUUUUGAAUCAGACGCAGUAACAGGUCCUCCCACACAGAGCCUGUUAACCCUCUAGUUACCGUAACACAGCAAGCUGAGUGUUUGAGUGUCAGUCUGUUUACCUGGGCUCACCUGUUCCUUACAGUCUCUCUGGACGGGUUUGAUUGGGGACGUUACCUUGGAGACGGAGAUGUGCUGGGAGCACCUGUCAGCUGUUUCAAACAUGUGGGUGCAUCACACAAACACACACACCCAAAAGGAGGAGUUCAGUAAUUUUUUUUUCACGUUAUUUUUCAUGUUAUUUUGUGUUUAGGUCCCAAUUGGCCUGUCAUGGGAGGAGAUAAGUGCAGGUGUGCGGGUUGAAGUCCCGAACACUGACAGCGGUCUGCCAAUGAAGGUUUACUGGAUCGCUGGAAUCAUCAAACUGGCCGGUACACAUAACACACACAACGCACACACACACACACACACACACACAUCUGUUGACAUCUAAACAUAGUUUUCCAUCACUGCAGAAUGUUCUUAUUUUUGCACCUUUUCCCCGUAUUCAGGUUUCAAGGCCCUGUUGAGGUAUGAGGGCUUCGACGGUGACUCCACCAGAGAUUUCUGGUUGAACUUGUGUGUUCCUGACAUCCACCCCGUGGGCUGGUGUGCAGCUGGAGGGAAACCUCUGGUCCCCCCUCAGAGUGAGAGACACACACAUACACACACUCUCUCACACACACACACACACACUGGCAGUAUAAGACCUCAGAGUGAAGCAGAGAAGUUAGAGGAGCUGGGUGCAGGGUCAGGGCUCAGAUCAGUUUGACUCACAGCGGCUCCUCUACCAGCAGUCUGUGUUUGAAUUAAGCUCCUCAUGGUUGAAGAAGAUAAUCUUUCUUUAUCUGCAGCAAACAGCAGUGUGGGGUUGAUCAGCAGAGACUUCUGACCCUAUAAAACUUUGGAUUUGUCCUUUAACCCCUAAAUAAAGCAGUACUCGUACCUUUUCUGCCUCAGAUUCCGUUUGGUGCGGUUUUGGAAAAGGUUAAAAAUCUCAGUACCAUUUAAUAACACAAACAUGACCUCUAUAUGUGUGUGUGUGUCAGUGUGUAUCUAUGUGUUCAUAUGUGUGUGUUCUCUUAGCCCUACUGCACAGGUUCUCUAACUGGAAGACAUUUCUGGUCAAACGGCUGACGGGCUCUAAAACUCUGCCUCCUGACUUCUCCUCUAAGGUCAGCCACACACUCAUCUGUUUUUCUAUACCUCUGGGGACCACCCUCCACCCCUUAUAAAAUAAUGCCUGGGAACUUUUGAACCUGAACCUUCCCCUGUGUGUGUCCGACCUGUGCACAGGUGCAGGAGAGCAUGCAGGUCCCCUUUAAGAAGCAGAUGAGGGUGGAGGUGGUGGAUAAAACUCACCUGUGUCGGACACGGGUCGCUUUGGUGGAACAGGUGAGACUCAGGAGAGUGAGGACUCUGUUAUGUUUCGCUGGUCUGGGCGAUAAGUGAGGCACGGGGUGCAGAGAGGUUGGGGUAAGUCCCUCAAUCUGGCCAACCUGUGUGUCUGCUCUCAUUCCCUGUAAGAGUCAGGUGAUCCUCCAGGGUGUUACUAUUUACACAACCAGGCUUGAGGUGUGUGUUUGUCUGAGGUGCAGAAGACCUCCACAUCCUAGAGAUAGUAACCUGCCAUCUUUGAACCUGACCACACCUGUCUCUGAGACCAAAUUAAAGUACAAGAGAACUAAGAAUGUUGAAUGACUAAGUAGAGUGUAAAAUAACCAAAUGAGCACUAACUCUAACCCCUUACAAAGACGCUUUGGGCCCCGAACGUCUAAUAUCAUGGUAUUAUAUUGAAACAAUAAUGGGUUAAUGUGAUUAUUAUGUUAGUGUUAUGUUGUUUUUGUUGUUCUUAUGUUGGUAUUAUGUUUGUGUGUGUUGUUAUAGGUGAUCGGAGGACGUCUCCGCCUGGUGUACGAGGAGUGUGAUGAUGGGACGGACGACUUCUGGUGUCACAUGUACAGUCCUUUGAUCCACAGCAUCGGCUGGUCCCGCUCCAUCGGACACCGAUUUAAAAGAUCCGGUGGGUUUAGUGAUUUCGCAGUAACACGGUCACCAUGUUUUAUCCUGAUUAAAGCCACAGGAAAGCUUAAAGAACUAAUUCUGACUUGAUUCAGUUGUGUGUCUACAUGUUCCAACAUCUUUAAGGUUGGAGCUAGGGUUAGGGUUAGGUGUGGGGUUGGAGCUAGGGUUAGGGUUAGGGUUGGAGUUAGGGUUAGUGUUGGAGCUAGGGUUAGGGUUGGGCUUGGAGCUAGGAUUUUUCUGAGUGCAAUGAACCAACUCCCGAGUCUCUAGGACGUUCCUAAAAAAAUUUGAUUUUUUUCCCAUAGGAAUGCAUGGGUUAGGGUUGGAGCUAGGGUUAGGGUUAGGGUUAGGGUUGGAGUUAGGAUUAGUGUUGGAGCUAGGGUUAGGGUUGGGCUUGGAGCUAGGAUUUUUCUGAGUGGAAUGAACCAACUCCCGAGUCUCUAGGACGCUCCUAAAAAAAUUUGAUUUUUUCCCAUAGGAAUGCAUGGGUUAGGGUUAGGGUUAGGGUUGGAGUUAGGGUUAGUGUUGGAGCUGGGGUUAGGGUUGGGCUUGGAGCUAGGAUUUUUCUGAGUGGAAUGAACCAACUCCCAAGUCUCUAGGACGCUCCUAAAAAAAUUUGAUUUUUUCCCAUAGGAAGCAUGGGUUAGGGUUAGGGUUAGGGUUGGAGCUAGGGUUAGGGUUAGGGUUAGGGUUGGAGUUAGGGUUAGUGUUGGAGCUAGGGUUAGGGUUGGGCUUGGAGCUAGGAUUUUUCUGAGUGCAAUGAACCAACUCCCGAGUCUCUAGGACAUUCCUAAAAAAAUUUGAUUUUUUCCCAUAGGAAUGCAUGGGUUAGGGUUAGGGUUAGGGUUGGAGCUAGGGUUAGGGUUAGGGUUAGGGUUGGAGUUAGGGUUAGUGUUGGAGCUAGGGUUAGGGUUGGGCUUGGAGCUAGGAUUUUUCUGAGUGGAAUGAACCAACUCCCGAGUCUCUAGGACGUUCCUAAAAAAAUUUGAUUUUUUCCCAUAGGAAUGCAUGGGUUAGGGUUAGGGUUAGGGUUAGGGUUGGAGUUAGGGUUAGGGUUGGAGUUAGGAUUAGUGUUGGAGCUAGGGUUAGGGUUGGGCUUGGAGCUAGGAUUUUUCUGAGUGCAAUGAACCAACUCCCGAGUCUCUAGGACCUUCCUUAAAAAAAUUGAUUUUUUUCCCAUAGGAAUGCAUGGGUUAGGGUUGGAGCUAGGGUUAGGGUUAGGGUUAGGGUUGGAGUUAGGGUUAGUGUUGGAGCUAGGGUUAGGGUUGGGCUUGGAGCUAGGAUUUUUCUGAGUGCAAUGAACCAACUCCCGAGUCUCUAGGACGUUCCUAAAAAAAUUUGAUUUUUUCCCAUAGGAAUGCAUGGGUUAGGGUUAGGGUUAGGGUUGGAGCUAGGGUUAGGGUUAGGGUUAGGGUUGGAGUUAGGGUUAGUGUUGGAGCUAGGGUUAGGGUUGGGCUUGGAGCUAGGAUUUUUCUGAGUGCAAUGAACCAACUCCCGAGUCUCUAGGACGUUCCUAAAAAAAAUUGAUUUUUUCCCAUAGGAAUGCAUGGGUUAGGGUUAGGGUUAGGGUUGAAGCUAGGGUUAGGGUUAGGGUUAGGGUUGGAGUUAGGGUUAGUGUUGGAGCUAGGGUUAGAGUUGGGCUUGGAGCUAGGAUUUUUCUGAGUGCAAUGAACCAACUCCCGAGUCUCUAGGACGUUCCUAAAAAAAUUUGAUUUUUUCCCAUAGGAAUGCAUGGGUUAGGGUUAGGGUUAGGGUUGGAGCUAGGGUUAGGGUUAGGGUUGGAGUUAGGGUUAGUGUUGGAGCUAGGGUUAGGGUUGGGCUUGGAGCUAGGAUUUUUCUGAGUGGAAUGAACCAACUCCCGAGUCUCUAGGACGUUCCUAAAAAAAUUUGAUUUUUUUCCCAUAGGAAUGCAUGGGUUAGGGUUGGAGCUAGGGUUAGGGUUAGGGUUAGGGUUGGAGUUAGGGUUAGGGUUGGAGUUAGGGUAAGUGUUGGAGCUAGGGUUAGGGUUGCGCUUGGAGCUAGGAUUUUUCUGAGUGCAAUGAACCAACUCCCGAGUAUCUAGGACGUUCCUAAAAAAAAUUGAUUUUUUUCCCAUAGGAAUGCAUGGGUCAGGGUUGGAGCUAGGGUUAGGGUUAGGGUUAGGGUUGGAGCUAGGGUUAGGGUUGGGCUUGGAGCUAGGAUUUUUCUGAGUGGAAUGAACCAACUCCCGAGUCUCUAGGACGCUCCUAAAAAAAUUUGAUUUUUUCCCAUAGGAAUGCAUGGGUUAGGGUUAGGGUUAGGGUUGGAGCUAGGGUUAGGGUUAGGGUUAGGGUUUGAGUUAGGGUUAGUGUUGGAGCUGGGGUUAGGGUUGGGCUUGGAGCUAGGAUUUUUCUGAGUGCAAUGAACCAACUCCCGAGUCUCUGGGACGUUCCUAAAAAAAAUUGAUUUUUUCCCAUAGGAAUGCAUGGGUUAGGGUUAGGGUAAGGGUUGGAGCUAGGGUUAGGGUUAGGGUUAGGGUUGGAGUUAGGGUUAGUGUUGGAGCUAGGGUUAGGGUUGGGCUUGGAGCUAGGAUUUUUCUGAGUGCAAUGAACCAACUCCCGAGUCUCUAGGACGUUCCUAAAAAAAUUUGAUUUUUUCCCAUAGGAAUGCAUGGGUUAGGGUUAGGGUUAGGGUUGGAGCUAGGGUUAGGGUUGGAGUUAGGGUUAGUGUUGGAGCUAGGGUUAGGGUUGGGCUUGGAGCUAGGAUUUUUCUGAGUGGAAUGAACCAACUCCCGAGUCUCUAGGACGUUCCUAAAAAAAUUUGAUUUUUUUCCCAUAGGAAUGCAUGGGUUAGGGUUGGAGCUAGGGUUAGGGUUAGGGUUAGGGUUGGAGUUAGGGUUAGUGUUGGAGCUAGGGUUAGGGUUGGGCUUGGAGCUAGGAUUUUUCUGAGUGCAAUGAACCAACUCCCGAGUCUCUAGGACGUUCCUAAAAAAAUUUGAUUUUUUUCCCAUAGGAAUGCAUGGGUUAGGGUUGGAGCUAGGGUUAGGGUUAGGGUUAGGGUUGGAGUUAGGGUUAGUGUUGGAGCUAGGGUUAGGGUUGGGCUUGGAGCUAGGAUUUUUCUGAGUGCAAUGAACCAACUCCCGAGUCUCUAGGACGUUCCUAAAAAAAUUUGAUUUUUUCCCAUUGGAAUGCAUGGGUUAGGGUUAGGGUUAGGGUUGGAGCUAGGGUUAGGGUUAGGGUUAGGGUUGGAGUUAGGGUUAGUGUUGGAGCUAGGGUUAGGGUUGGGCUUGGAGCUAGGAUUUUUCUGAGUGGAAUGAACCAACUCCCGAGUCUCUAGGACGUUCCUAAAAAAAUUUGAUUUUUUUCCCAUAGGAAUGCAUGGGUUAGGGUUGGAGCUAGGGUUAGGGUUAGGGUUAGGGUUGGAGUUAGGGUUAGGGUUGGAGUUAGGGUUAGUGUUGGAGCUAGGGUUAGGGUUGGGCUUGGAGCUAGGAUUUUUCUGAGUGCAAUGAACCAACUCCCGAGUCUCUAGGACGUUCCUAAAAAAAUUAGAUUUUUUUCCCAUAGGAAUGCAUGGGUUAGGGUUGGAGCUAGGGUUAGGGUUAGGGUUAGGGUUGGAGUUAGGGUUAGUGUUGGAGCUAGGGUUAGGGUUGGGCUUGGAGCUAGGAUUUUUCUGAGUGCAAUGAACCAACUCCCGAGUCUCUAGGACGUUCCUAAAAAAAAAUUGAUUUUUUCCCAUAGGAAUGCAUGGGUUAGGGUUAGGAUUAGGGUUGGAGCUAGGGUUAGGGUUAGGGUUAGGGUUUGAGUUAGGGUUAGUGUCGGAGCUGGGGUUAGGGUUGGGCUUGGAGCUAGGAUUUUUCUGAGUGCAAUGAACCAACUCCCGAGUCUCUAGGACGUUCCUAAAAAAAUUUGAUUUUUUCCCAUAGGAAUGCCUGGGUUAGGGUUAGGGUUAGGGUUGGAGCUAGGGUUAGGGUUAGGGUUAGGGUUGGAGUUAGGGUUAGUGUUGGAGCUAGGGUUAGGGUUGGGCUUGGAGCUUGGAUUUUCCUGAGUGCAAUGAACCAACUCCCGAGUCUCUAGGACGUUCCUAAAAAAAUUUGAUUUUUUCCCAUAGGAAUGCAUGGGUUAGGGUUAGGGUUAGGGUUGGAGCUAGGGUUAGGGUUAGGGUUAGGGUUGGAGUUAGGGUUAGUGUUGGAGCUAGGGUUAGGGUUGGGCUUGGAGCUAGGAUUUUUCUGAGUGCAAUGAACCAACUCCUGAGUCUCUAGGACGUUCCUAAAAAAAUUUGAUUUUUUUCCCAUAGGAAUGCAUGGGUUAGGGUUGGAGCUAGGGUUAGGGUUAGGGUUAGGGUUGGAGUUAGGGUUAGGGUUGGAGUUAGGGUUAGUGUUGGAGCUAGGUUUAGGGUUGGGCUUGGAGCUAGGAUUUUUCUGAGUGCAAUGAACCAACUCCCGAGUCUCUAGGACGUUCCUAAAAAAAUUUGUUUUUUUCCCAUAGGAAUGCAUGGGUUAGGGUUGGAGCUAGGGUUAGGGUUAGGGUUAGGGUUGGAGUUAGGGUUAGUGUUGGAGCUAGAGUUAGGGUUGGGCUUGGAGCUAGGAUUUUUCUGAGUGGAAUGAACCAACUCCCGAGUCUCUAGGACGCUCCUAAAAAAAUUUGAUUUUUUCCCAUAGGAAUGCAUGGGUUAGGGUUAGGGUUAGGGUUGGAGCUAGGGUUAGGGUUAGGGUUAGGGUUAGGGUUGGAGUUAGGGUUAGUGUUGGAGCUAGGGUUAGGGUUGGGCUUGGAGCUAGGAUUUUUCUGAGUGCAAUGAACCAACUCCUGAGUCUCUAGGACGUUCCUAAAAAAAUUUGAUUUUUUUCCCAUAGGAAUGCAUGGGUUAGGGUUGGAGCUAGGGUUAGGGUUAGGGUUAGGGUUGGAGUUAGGGUUAGGGUUGGAGUUAGGGUUAGUGUUGGAGCUAGGGUUAGGGUUGGGCUUGGAGCUAGGAUUUUUCUGAGUGCAAUGAACCAACUCCCGAGUCUCUAGGACGGUCCUAAAAAAAAUUGUUUUUUUCCCAUAGGAAUGCAUGGGUUAGGGUUGGAGCUAGGGUUAGGGUUAGGGUUAGGGUUGGAGUUAGGGUUAGUGUUGGAGCUAGAGUUAGGGUUGGGCUUGGAGCUAGGAUUUUUCUGAGUGGAAUGAACCAACUCCCGAGUCUCUAGGACGCUCCUAAAAAAAUUUGAUUUUUUCCCAUAGGAAUGCAUGGGUUAGGGUUAGGGUUAGGGUUGGAGCUAGGGUUAGGGUUAGGGUUAGGGUUUGAGUUAGGGUUAGUGUCGGAGCUGGGGUUAGGGUUGGGCUUGGAGCUAGGAUUUUUCUGAGUGCAAUGAACCAACUCCCGAGUCUCUAGGACGUUCCUAAAAAAAUUUGAUUUUUUUCCCAUAGGAAUGCAUGGGUUAGGGUUAGGGUUAGGGUUGGAGCUAGGGUUAGGGUUAGGGUUAGGGUUGGAGUUAGGGUUAGUGUUGGAGCUAGGGUUAGGGUUGGGCUUGGAGCUAGGAUUUUUCUGAGUGCAAUGAACCAACUCCCGAGUCUCUAGGACGUUCCUAAAAAAAUUUGAUUUUUUUCCCAUAGGAAUGCAUGGGUUAGGGUUGGAGCUAGGGUUAGGGUUAGGGUUAGGGUUGGAGUUAGGGUUAGUGUUGCAGCUAGGGUUAGGGUUGGGCUUGGAGCUAGGAUUUUUCUGAGUGGAAUGAACCAACUCCCGAGUCUCUAGGACGUUCCUAAAAAAAUUUGAUUUUUUUCCCAUAGGAAUGCAUGGGUUAGGGUUGGAGUUAGGGUUAGGGUUAGGGUAAGGGUUGGAGUUAGGGUUAGGGUUGGAGUUAGGGUUAGUGUUGGAGCUAGGGUUAGGGUUGGGCUUGGAGCUAGGAUUUUUCUGAGUGCAAUGAACCAACUCCCGAGUCUCUAGGACGUUCCUAAAAAAAUUUGAUUUUUUCCCAUAGGAAUGCAUGGGUUAGGGUUAGGGUUAGGGUUGGAGCCAGGGUUAGGGUUAGGGUUAGGGUUUGAGUUAGGGUUAGUGUUGGAGCUGGGGUUAGGGUUGGGCUUGGAGCUAGGAUUUUUCUGAGUGCAAUGAACCAACUCCCGAGUCUCUAGGACGUUCCUAAAAAAAUUUGAUUUUUUCCCUUAGGAAUGCAUGGGUUAGGGUUAGGGUUAGGGUUGGAGCUAGGGUUAGGGUUAGGGUUAGGGUUGGAGUUAGGGUUAGUGUUGGAGCUAGGGUUAGGGUUGGGCUUGGAGCUAGGAUUUUUCUGAGUGCAAUGAACCAACUCCCGAGUCUCUAGGACGUUCCUAAAAAAAUUUGAUUUUUUUCCCAUAGGAAUGCAUGGGUUAGGGUUAGGGUUAGGGUUGGAGCUAGGGUUAGGGUUAGGGUUGGAGUUAGGGUUAGUGUUGGAGCUAGGGUUAGGGUUGGGCUUGGAGCUAGGAUUUUUCUGAGUGGAAUGAACCAACUCCCGAGUCUCUAGGACGUUCCUAAAAAAAAUGUGAUUUUUCCCAUAGGAAUGCAUGGGUUAGGGUUAGGGUUAGGGUUGGAGCUAGGGUUAGGGUUAGGGUUAGGGUUGGAGUUAGGGUUAGUGUUGGAGCUAGGGUUAGGGUUGGGCUUGGAGCUAGGAUUUUUCUGAGUGGAAUGAACCAACUCCCGAGUCUCUAGGACGUUCCUAAAAAAAUUUGAUUUUUUUCCCAUAGGAAUGCAUGGGUUAGGGUUGGAGCUAGGGUUAGGGUUGGAGUUAGGGUUAGGGUUGGAGUUAGGGUUAUUGUUGGAGCUAGGGUUAGGGUUGGGCUUGGAGCUAGGAUUUUUCUGAGUGCAAUGAACCAACUCCCGAGUCUCUAGGACGUUCCUAAAAAAAAUUGAUUUUUUUCCCAUAGGAAUGCAUGGGUUAGGGUUGGAGCUAGGGUUAGGGUUAGGGUUAGGGUUUGAGUUAGGGUUAGUGUUGGAGCUGGGGUUAGGGUUGGGCUUGGAGCUAGGAUUUUUCUGAGUGCAAUGAACCAACUCCUGAGUCUCUAGGACAUUCCUAAAAAAAUGUGAUUUUUUCCCAUAGGAAUGCAUGGGUUAGCGUUUGGGUUAGGGUUGGAGCUAGGGUUAGGGUUAGGGUUAGGGUUGGAGUUAGGGUUAGUGUUGGAGCUAGGGUUAGGGUUGGGCUUGGAGCUAGGAUUUUUCUGAGUGCAAUGAACCAACUCCCGAGUCUCUAGGACGUUCCUAAAAAAAUUUGAUUUUUUUCCCAUAGGAAUGCAUGGGUUAGGGUUAGGGUUAGGGAUGGAGCUAGGGUUAGGGUUAGGGUUAGGGUUGGAGUUAGGGUUAGUGUUGGAGCUAGGGUUAGGGUUGGGCUUGGAGCUAGGAUUUUUCUGAGUGCAAUGAACCAACUCCCGAGUCUCUAGGACGUUCCUAAAAAAAAUUGAUUUUUUCCCAUAGGAAUGCAUGGGUUAGGGUUGGAGCUAGGGUUAGGGUUAGGGUUCGGGUUGGAGUUAGGGUUAGGUUUGGAGCUAGGGUUAGUGUUGGGCUUGGAGCUAGGAUUUUUCUGAGUGCAAUGGACCAACUUCCGAGUCUCUAGGACGUUCCUAAAAAAAUUUGAUUUUUUCCCAUAGGAAUGCAUGGGUUAGGGUUAGGGUAAGGGUUGGAGCUAGGGUUAGGGUUAGGGUUAGGGUUGGAGUUAGGGUUAGUGUUGGAGCUAGGGUUAGGGUUAGGGUUAGGGUUGGAGUUAGGGUUAUUGUUGGAGCUAGGGUUAGGGUUGGGCUUGGAGCUAGGAUUUUUCUGAGUGCAAUGAACCAACUCCCGAGUCUCUAGGACGUUCCUAAAAAAAUUUGAUUUUUUCCCAUAGGAAUGCAUGGGUUAGGGUUGGAGCUAGGGUUAGGGUUAGGGUUAGGGUUGGAGUUAGGGUUAGUGUUGGAGCUAGGGUUAGGGUUGGGCUUGGAGCUAGGAUUUUUCUGAGUGCAAUGAACCAACUCCCGAGUCUCUAGGACGUUCCUAAAAAAUUUGAUUUUUUCCCAUAGGAAUGCAUGGGUUAGGGUUAGGGUUAGGGUUGGAGCUAGGGUUAGGGUUAGGGUUAGGGUUGGAGUUAGGGUUAGUGUUGGAGCUAGGGUUAGGGUUGGGCUUGGAGCUAGGAUUUCUCUGAGUGCAAUGAACCAACUCCCGAGUCUCUAGGACGUUCCUAAAAAAAUUUGAUUUUUUUCCCAUAGGAAUGCAUGGGUUAGGGUUAGGGUUAGGGUUGGAGCUAGGGUUAGGGUUAGGGUUAGGGUUGGAGUUAGGGUUAGUGUUGGAGCUAGGGUUAGGGUUGGGCUUGGAGCUAGGAUUUUUCUGAGUGGAAUGAACCAACUCCCGAGUCUCUAGGACGUUCCUAAAAAAAUUUGAUUUUUUCCCAUAGGAAUGCAUGGGUUAGGGUUAGGGUUAGGGUUGGAGCUAGGGUUAGGGUUAGGGUUAGGGUUGGAGUUAGGGUUAGUGUUGGAGCUAGGGUUAGGGUUGGGCUUGGAGCUAGGAUUUUUCUGAGUGCAAUGAACCAACUCCCGAGUCUCUAGGACGUUCCUAAAAAAAUUUGAUUUUUUUCCCAUAGGAAUGCAUGGGUUAGGGUUGGAGCUAGGGUUAGGGUUAGGGUUAGGGUUGGAGUUAGGGUUAGUGUUGGAGCUAGGGUUAGGGUUGGGCUUGGAGCUAGGAUUUUUCUGAGUGCAAUGAACCAACUCCCGAGUCUCUAGGACAAUCCUAAAAAAAUUUGAUUUUUUUCCCAUAGGAAUGCAUGGGUUAGGGUUGGAGCUAGGGUUAGGGUUAGGGUUAGGGUUGGAGUUAGGGUUAGGGUUGGAGUUAGGGUUAGUGUUGGAGCUAGGGUUAGGGUUGGGCUUGGAGCUAGGAUUUUUCUGAGUGCAAUGAACCAACUCCCGAGUCUCUAGGACGUUCCUAAAAAAAAUUGAUUUUUUCCCAUAGGAAUGCAUGGGUUAGGGUUGGAGCUAGGGUUAGGGUUAGGGUUAGGGUUGGAGUUAGGGUUAGUGUUGGAGCUAGGGUUAGGGUUGGGCUUGGAGCUAGGAUUUUUCUGAGUGGAAUGAACCAACUCCCGAGUCUCUAGGACGUUCCUAAAAAAAUUUGAUUUUUUCCCAUAGGAAUGCAUGGGUUAGGGUUAGGGUUAGGGUUGGAGCUAGGGUUAGGGUUAGGGUUAGGGUUUGAGUUAGGGUUAGUGUUGGAGCUGGGGUUAGGGUUGGGCUUGGAGCUAGGAUUUUUCUGAGUGCAAUGAACCAACUCCCGAGUCUCUAGGACGUUCCUAAAAAAAUUUGAUUUUUUUCCCAUAGGAAUGCAUGGGUUAGGGUUAGGGUUAGGGUUAGGGUUGGAGCUAGGGUUAGGGUUAGGGUUAGGGUUGGAGUUAGGGUUAGUGUUGGAGCUAGCGUUAGGGUUGGGCUUGGAGCUAGGAUUUUUCUGAGUGCAAUGAACCAACUCCCGAGUCUCUAGGACGUUCCUAAAAAAAUUUGAUUUUUUCCCAUAGGAAUGCAUGGGUUAGGGUUGGAGCUAGGGUUAGGGUUAGGGUUAGGGUUGGAGUUAGGGUUAGUGUUGCAGCUAGGGUUAGGGUUGGGCUUGGAGAUAGGAUUUUUCUGAGUGGAAUGAACCAACUCCCGAGUCUCUAGGACGUUCCUAAAAAAAUUUGAUUUUUUUCCCAUAGGAAUGCAUGGGUUAGGGUUGGAGUUAGGGUUAGGGUUAGGGUAAGGGUUGGAGUUAGGGUUAGGGUUGGAGUUAGGGUUAGUGUUGGAGCUAGGGUUAGGGUUGGGCUUGGAGUUAGGAUUUUUCUGAGUGCAAUGAACCAACUCCCGAGUCUCUAGGACGUUCCUAAAAAAAUUUGAUUUUUUCCCAUAGGAAUGCAUGGGUUAGGGUUAGGGUUAGGGUUGGAGCCAGGGUUAGGGUUAGGGUUAGGGUUUGAGUUAGGGUUAGUGUUGGAGCUGGGGUUAGGGUUGGGCUUGGAGCUAGGAUUUUUCUGAGUGCAAUGAACCAACUCCCGAGUCUCUAGGACGUUCCUAAAAAAAUUUGAUUUUUUUCCCAUAGGAAUGCAUGGGUUAGGGUUAGGGUUAGGGUUGGAGCUAGGGUUAGGGUUAGGGUUAGGGUUGGAGUUAGGGUUAGUGUUGGAGCUAGGGUUAGGGUUAGGGUUAGGGUUGGAGUUAGGGUUAUUGUUGGAGCUAGGGUUAGGGUUGGGCUUGGAGCUAGGAUUUUUCUGAGUGCAAUGAACCAACUCCCGAGUCUCUAGGACGUUCCUAAAAAAAUUUGAUUUUUUCCCAUAGGAAUGCAUGGGUUAGGGUUGGAGCUAGGGUUAGGGUUAGGGUUAGGGUUGGAGUUAGGGUUAGUGUUGGAGCUAGGGUUAGGGUUGGGCUUGGAGCUAGGAUUUUUCUGAGUGCAAUGAACCAACUCCCGAGUCUCUAGGACGUUCCUAAAAAAAUUUGAUUUUUUCCCAUAGGAAUGCAUGGGUUAGGGUUAGGGUUAGGGUUGGAGCUAGGGUUAGGGUUAGGGUUAGGGUUGGAGUUAGGGUUAGUGUUGGAGCUAGGGUUAGGGUUGGGCUUGGAGCUAGGAUUUCUCUGAGUGCAAUGAACCAACUCCCGAGUCUCUAGGACGUUCCUAAAAAAAUUUGAUUUUUUCCCAUAGGAAUGCAUGGGUUAGGGUUAGGGUUAGGGUUGGAGCUAGGGUUAGGGUUAGGGUUAGGGUUGGAGUUAGGGUUAGUGUUGGAGCUAGGGUUAGGGUUGGGCUUGGAGCUAGGAUUUUUCUGAGUGGAAUGAACCAACUCCCGAGUCUCUAGGACGUUCCUAAAAAAAUUUGAUUUUUUUCCCAUAGGAAUGCAUGGGUUAGGGUUAGGGUUAGGGUUGGAGCUAGGGUUAGGGUUAGGGUUAGGGUUGGAGUUAGGGUUAGUGUUGGAGCUAGGGUUAGGGUUGGGCUUGGAGCUAGGAUUUUUCUGAGUGCAAUGAACCAACUCCCGAGUCUCUAGGACGUUCCUAAAAAAAUUUGAUUUUUUUCCCAUUGGAAUGCAUGGGUUAGGGUUGGAGCUAGGGUUAGGGUUAGGGUUAGGGUUGGAGUUAGGGUUAGUGUUGGAGCGAGGGUUAGGGUUGGGCUUGGAGCUAGGAUUUUUCUGAGUGCAAUGAACCAACUCCCGAGUCUCUAGGACAAUCCUAAAAAAAUUUGAUUUUUUUCCCAUAGGAAUGCAUGGGUUAGGGUUGGAGCUAGGGUUAGGGUUAGGGUUAGGGUUGGAGUUAGGGUUAGGGUUGGAGUUAGGGUUAGUGUUGGAGCUAGGGUUAGGGUUGGGCUUGGAGCUAGGAUUUUUCUGAGUGCAAUGAACCAACUCCCGAGUCUCUAGGACGUUCCUAAAAAAAAUUGAUUUUUUUCCCAUAGGAAUGCAUGGGUUAGGGUUGGAGCUAGGGUUAGGGUUAGGGUUAGGGUUGGAGUUAGGGUUAGUGUUGGAGCUAGGGUUAGGGUUGGGCUUGGAGCUAGGAUUUUUCUGAGUGGAAUGAACCAACUCCCGAGUCUCUAGGACGUUCCUAAAAAAAUUUGAUUUUUUCCCAUAGGAAUGCAUGGGUUAGGGUUAGGGUUAGGGUUGGAGCUAGGGUUAGGGUUAGGGUUAGGGUUUGAGUUAGGGUUAGUGUUGGAGCUGGGGUUAGGGUUGGGCUUGGAGCUAGGAUUUUUCUGAGUGCAAUGAACCAACUCCCGAGUCUCUAGGACGUUCCUAAAAAAUUUUGAUUUUUUCCCAUAGGAAUGCAUGGGUUAGGGUUAGGGUUAGGGUUAGGGUUGGAGCUAGGGUUAGGGUUAGGGUUAGGGUUGGAGUUAGGGUUAGUGUUGGAGCUAGCGUUAGGGUUGGGCUUGGAGCUAGGAUUUUUCUGAGUGCAAUGAACCAACUCCCGAGUCUCUAGGACGUUCCUAAAAAAAUUUGAUUUUUUUCCCAUAGGAAUGCAUGGGUUAGGGUUGGAGCUAGGGUUAGGGUUAGGGUUAGGGUUGGAGUUAGGGUUAGUGUUGCAGCUAGGGUUAGGGUUGGGCUUGGAGCUAGGAUUUUUCUGAGUGGAAUGAACCAACUCCCGAGUCUCUAGGACGUUCCUAAAAAAAUUUGAUUUUUUUCCCAUAGGAAUGCAUGGGUUAGGGUUGGAGUUAGGGUUAGGGUUAGGGUAAGGGUUGGAGUUAGGGUUAGGGUUGGAGUUAGGGUUAGUGUUGGAGCUAGGGUUAGGGUUGGGCUUGGAGCUAGGAUUUUUCUGAGUGCAAUGAACCAACUCCCGAGUCUCUAGGACGUUCCUAAAAAAAUUUGAUUUUUUCCCAUAGGAAUGCAUGGGUUAGGGUUAGGGUUAGGGUUGGAGCCAGGGUUAGGGUUAGGGUUAGGGUUUGAGUUAGGGUUAGUGUUGGAGCUGGGGUUAGGGUUGGGCUUGGAGCUAGGAUUUUUCUGAGUGCAAUGAACCAACUCCCGAGUCUCUAGGACGUUCCUAAAAAAAUUUGAUUUUUUCCCAUAGGAAUGCAUGGGUUAGGGUUAGGGUUAGGGUUGGAGCUAGGGUUAGGGUUAGGGUUAGGGUUGGAGUUAGGGUUAGUGUUGGAGCUAGGGUUAGGGUUAGGGUUAGGGUUGGAGUUAGGGUUAUUGUUGGAGCUAGGGUUAGGGUUGGGCUUGGAGCUAGGAUUUUUCUGAGUGCAAUGAACCAACUCCCGAGUCUCUAGGACGUUCCUAAAAAAAUUUGAUUUUUUUCCCAUAGGAAUGCAUGGGUUAGGGUUGGAGCUAGGGUUAGGGUUAGGGUUAGGGUUGGAGUUAGGGUUAGUGUUGGAGCUAGGGUUAGGGUUGGGCUUGGAGCUAGGAUUUUUCUGAGUGCAAUGAACCAACUCCCGAGUCUCUAGGACGUUCCUAAAAAAAUUUGAUUUUUUCCCAUAGGAAUGCAUGGGUUAGGGUUAGGGUUAGGGUUGGAGCUAGGGUUAGGGUUAGGGUUAGGGUUGGAGUUAGGGUUAGUGUUGGAGCUAGGGUUAGGGUUGGGCUUGGAGCUAGGAUUUCUCUGAGUGCAAUGAACCAACUCCCGAGUCUCUAGGACGUUCCUAAAAAAAUUUGAUUUUUUCCCAUAGGAAUGCAUGGGUUAGGGUUAGGGUUAGGGUUGGAGCUAGGGUUAGGGUUAGGGUUAGGGUUGGAGUUAGGGUUAGUGUUGGAGCUAGGGUUAGGGUUGGGCUUGGAGCUAGGAUUUUUCUGAGUGGAAUGAACCAACUCCCGAGUCUCUAGGACGUUCCUAAAAAAAUUUGAUUUUUUCCCAUAGGAAUGCAUGGGUUAGGGUUAGGGUUAGGGUUGGAGCUAGGGUUGGGGUUAGGGUUAGGGUUGGAGUUAGGGUUAGUGUUGGAGCUAGGGUUAGGGUUGGGCUUGGAGCUAGGAUUUUUCUGAGUGCAAUGAACCAACUCCCGAGUCUCUAGGACGUUCCUAAAAAAAUUUGAUUUUUUUCCCAUAGGAAUGCAUGGGUUAGGGUUGGAGCUAGGGUUAGGGUUAGGGUUAGGGUUGGAGUUAGGGUUAGUGUUGGAGCUAGGGUUAGGGUUGGGCUUGGAGCUAGGAUUUUUCUGAGUGCAAUGAACCAACUCCCGAGUCUCUAGGACAAUCCUAAAAAAAUUUGAUUUUUUUCCCAUAGGAAUGCAUGGGUUAGGGUUGGAGCUAGGGUUAGGGUUAGGGUUAGGGUUGGAGUUAGGGUUAGGGUUGGAGUUAGGGUUAGUGUUGGAGCUAGGGUUAGGGUUGGGCUUGGAGCUAGGAUUUUUCUGAGUGCAAUGAACCAACUCCCGAGUCUCUAGGACGUUCCUAAAAAAAUUUGAUUUUUUUCCCAUAGGAAUGCAUGGGUUAGGGUUGGAGCUAGGGUUAGGGUUAGGGUUAGGGUUGGAGUUAGGGUUAGUGUUGGAGCUAGGGUUAGGGUUGGGCUUGGAGCUAGGAUUUUUCUGAGUGGAAUGAACCAACUCCCGAGUCUCUAGGACGUUCCUAAAAAAAUUUGAUUUUUUCCCAUAGGAAUGCAUGGGUUAGGGUUAGGGUUAGGGUUGGAGCUAGGGUUAGGGUUAGGGUUAGGGUUUGAGUUAGGGUUAGUGUUGGAGCUGGGGUUAGGGUUGGGCUUGGAGCUAGGAUUUUUCUGAGUGCAAUGAACCAACUCCCGAGUCUCUAGGACGUUCCUAAAAAAAUUUGAUUUUUUCCCAUAGGAAUGCAUGGGUUAGGGUUAGGGUUAGGGUUAGGGUUGGAGCUAGGGUUAGGGUUAGGGUUAGGGUUGGAGUUAGGGUUAGUGUUGGAGCUAGCGUUAGGGUUGGGCUUGGAGCUAGGAUUUUUCUGAGUGCAAUGAACCAACUCCCGAGUCUCUAGGACGUUCCUAAAAAAAUUUGAUUUUUUUCCCAUAGGAAUGCAUGGGUUAGGGUUGGAGCUAGGGUUAGGGUUAGGGUUAGGGUUGGAGUUAGGGUUAGUGUUGCAGCUAGGGUUAGGGUUGGGCUUGGAGCUAGGAUUUUUCUGAGUGGAAUGAACCAACUCCCGAGUCUCUAGGACGUUCCUAAAAAAAUUUGAUUUUUUUCCCAUAGGAAUGCAUGGGUUAGGGUUGGAGUUAGGGUUAGGGUUAGGGUAAGGGUUGGAGUUAGGGUUAGGGUUGGAGUUAGGGUUAGUGUUGGAGCUAGGGUUAGGGUUGGGCUUGGAGCUAGGAUUUUUCUGAGUGCAAUGAACCAACUCCCGAGUCUCUAGGACGUUCCUAAAAAAAUUUGAUUUUUUCCCAUAGGAAUGCAUGGGUUAGGGUUAGGGUUAGGGUUGGAGCCAGGGUUAGGGUUAGGGUUAGGGUUUGAGUUAGGGUUAGUGUUGGAGCUGGGGUUAGGGUUGGGCUUGGAGCUAGGAUUUUUCUGAGUGCAAUGAACCAACUCCCGAGUCUCUAGGACGUUCCUAAAAAAAUUUGAUUUUUUUCCCUUAGGAAUGCAUGGGUUAGGGUUAGGGUUAGGGUUGGAGCUAGGGUUAGGGUUAGGGUUAGGGUUGGAGUUAGGGUUAGUGUUGGAGCUAGGGUUAGGGUUGGGCUUGGAGCUAGGAUUUUUCUGAGUGCAAUGAACCAACUCCCGAGUCUCUAGGACGUUCCUAAAAAAAUUUGAUUUUUUCCCAUAGGAAUGCAUGGGUUAGGGUUAGGGUUAGGGUUGGAGCUAGGGUUAGGGUUAGGGUUAGGGUUGGAGUUAGGGUUAGUGUUGGAGCUAGGGUUAGGGUUGGGCUUGGAGCUAGGAUUUUUCUGAGUGGAAUGAACCAACUCCCGAGUCUCUAGGACGUUCCUAAAAAAAUUUGAUUUUUUUCCCAUAGGAAUGCAUGGGUUAGGGUUAGGGUUAGGGUUGGAGCUAGGGUUAGGGUUAGGGUUAGGGUUGGAGUUAGGGUUAGUGUUGGAGCUAGGGUUAGGGUUGGGCUUGGAGCUAGGAUUUUUCUGAGUGGAAUGAACCAACUCCCGAGUCUCUAGGACGUUCCUAAAAAAAUUUGAUUUUUUUCCCAUAGGAAUGCAUGGGUUAGGGUUGGAGCUAGGGUUAGGGUUGGAGUUAGGGUUAGGGUUGGAGUUAGGGUUAUUGUUGGAGCUAGGGUUAGGGUUGGGCUUGGAGCUAGGAUUUUUCUGAGUGCAAUGAACCAACUCCCGAGUCUCUAGGACGUUCCUAAAAAAAAUUGAUUUUUUUCCCAUAGGAAUGCAUGGGUUAGGGUUGGGGCUCAGGGUUAGGGGUUAGGGUUAGGGUUUGGAGUUAGGGUUAGUGUUGGAGCUGGGGUUAGGGUUGGGCUUGGAGCUAGGAUUUUUCUGAGUGCAAUGAACCAACUCCCGAGUCUCUAGGACAUUCCUAAAAAAAUGUGAUUUUUUCCCAUAGGAAUGCAUGGGUUAGCGUUUGGGUUAGGGUUGGAGCUAGGGUUAGGGUUAGGGUUAGGGUUGGAGUUAGGGUUAGUGUUGGAGCUAGGGUUAGGGUUGGGCUUGGAGCUAGGAUUUUUCUGAGUGCAAUGAACCAACUCCCGAGUCUCUAGGACGUUCCUAAAAAAAUUUGAUUUUUUCCCAUAGGAAUGCAUGGGUUAGGGUUAGGGUUAGGGUUGGAGCUAGGGUUAGGGUUAGGGUUAGGGUUGGAGUUAGGGUUAGUGUUGGAUGCUAGGGUUAGGGUUGGGCUUGGAGCUAGGAUUUUUCUGAGUGCAAUGAACCAACUCCCGAGUCUCUAGGACGUUCCUAAAAAAAUUUGAUUUUUUCCCAUAGGAAUGCAUGGGUUAGGGUUAGGGUUAGGGAUGGAGCUAGGGUUAGGGUUAGGGUUAGGGUUGGAGUUAGGGUUAGUGUUGGAGCUAGGGUUAGGGUUGGGCUUGGAGCUAGGAUUUUUCUGAGUGCAAUGAACCAACUCCCGAGUCUCUAGGACGUUCCUAAAAAAAAUUGAUUUUUUCCCAUAGGAAUGCAUGGGUUAGGGUUGGAGCUAGGGUUAGGGUUAGGGUUCGGGUUGGAGUUAGGGUUAGGUUUGGAGCUAGGGUUAGGGUUGGGCUUGGAGCUAGGAUUUUUCUGAGUGCAAUGGACCAACUUCCGAGUCUCUAGGACGUUCCUAAAAAAAUUUGAUUUUUUCCCAUAGGAAUGCAUGGGUUAGGGUUAGGGUAAGGGUUGGAGCUAGGGUUAGGGUUAGGGUUAGGGUUGGAGUUAGGGUUAGUGUUGGAGCUAGGGUUAGGGUUAGGGUUAGGGUUGGAGUUAGGGUUAUUGUUGGAGCUAGGGUUAGGGUUGGGCUUGGAGCUAGGAUUUUUCUGAGUGCAAUGAACCAACUCCCGAGUCUCUAGGACGUUCCUAAAAAAUUUUUAUUUUUUCCCAUAGGAAUGCAUGGGUUAGGGUUGGAGCUAGGGUUAGGGUUAGGGUUAGGGUUGGAGUUAGGGUUAGUGUUGGAGCUAUUGUUAGGGUUGGGCUUGGAGCUAGGAUUUUUCUGAGUGCAAUGAACCAACUCCCGAGUCUCUAGGACGUUCCUAAAAAAUUUGAUUUUUUCCCAUAGGAAUGCAUGGGUUAGGGUUAGGGUUAGGGUUGGAGCUAGGGUUAGGGUUAGGGUUAGGGUUGGAGUUAGGGUUAGUGUUGGAGCUAGGGUUAGGGUUGGGCUUGGAGCUAGGAUUUCUCUGAGUGCAAUGAACCAACUCCCAAGUCUCUAGGACGUUCCUAAAAAAAUUUGAUUUUUUCCCAUAGGAAUGCAUGGGUUAGGGUUAGGGUUAGGGUUGGAGCUAGGGUUAGGGUUAGGGUUAGGGUUGGAGUUAGGGUUAGUGUUGGAGCUAGGGUUAGGGUUGGGCUUGGAGCUAGGAUUUCUCUGAGUGCAAUGAACCAACUCCCGAGUCUCUAGGACGUUCCUAAAAAAAUUUGAUUUUUUCCCAUAGGAAUGCAUGGGUUAGGGUUAGGGUUAGGGUUAGGGUUGGAGUUAGGGUUAGGGUUGGAGCUAGGGUUAGGGUUGGGCUUGGAGCUAGGAUUUUUCUGAGUGCAAUGAACCAACUCCCGAGUCUCUAGGACGUUCCUAAAAAAUUUGAUUUUUUCCCAUAGGAAUGCAUGGGUUAGGGUUAGGGUUAGGGUUGGAGCUAGGGUUAGGGUUAGGGUUGGAGUUAGGGUUAGUGUUGGAGCUAGGGUUAGGGUUGGGCUUGGAGCUAGGAUUUUUCUGAGUGCAAUGAACCAACUCCCGAGUUUCUAGGACGUUCCUAAAAAAAUUUGAUUUUUUCCCAUAGGAAUGCAUGGGUUAGGGUUAGGGUUAGGGUUGGAGCUAGGGUUAGGGUUAGGGUUAGGGUUAGGGUUGGAGUUAGGGUUAGUGUUGGAGCUAGGGUUAGGGUUGGGCUUGGAGCUAGGAUUUUUCUGAGUGCAAUGAACCAACUCCCGAGUCUCUAGGACGUUCCUAAAAAAAUUUGAUUUUUUCCCAUAGGAAUGCAUGGGUUAGGGUUAGGGUUAGGGUUGGAGUUAGGGUUAGGGUUGGAGCUAGGGUUAGGGUUGGGCUUGGAGCUAGGAUUUUUCUGAGUGCAAUGAACCAACUCCCGAGUCUCUAGGACGUUCCUAAAAAAUUUGAUUUUUUCCCAUAGGAAUGCAUGGGUUAGGGUUAGGGUUAGGGUUAGGGUUGGAGUUAGGGUUAGGGUUGGAGCUAGGGUUAGGGUUGGGCUUGGAGCUAGGAUUUUUCUGAGUGCAAUGAACCAACUCCCGAGUCUCUAGGACGUUCCUAAAAAAUUUGAUUUUUUCCCAUAGGAAUGCAUGGGUUAGGGUUAGGGUUAGGGUUGGAGCUAGGGUUAGGGUUAGGGUUAGGGUUGGAGUUAGGGUUAGUGUUGGAGCUAGGGUUAGGGUUGGGCUUGGAGCUAGGAUUUCUCUGAGUGCAAUGAACCAACUCCCGAGUCUCUAGGACGUUCCUAAAAAAAUUUGAUUUUUUCCCAUAGGAAUGCAUGGGUUAGGGUUAGGGUUAGGGUUAGGGUUAGGGUUGGAGUUAGGGUUAGGGUUGGAGCUAGGGUUAGGGUUGGGCUUGGAGCUAGGAUUUUUCUGAGUGCAAUGAACCAACUCCCGAGUCUCUAGGACGUUCCUAAAAAAUUUGAUUUUUUUCCCAUAGGAAUGCAUGGGUUAGGGUUAGGGUUAGGGUUGGAGCUAGGGUUAGGGUUAGGGUUGGAGUUAGGGUUAGUGUUGGAGCUAGGGUUAGGGUUGGGCUUGGAGCUAGGAUUUUUCUGAGUGCAAUGAACCAACUCCCGAGUUUCUAGGACGUUCCUAAAAAAAUUUGAUUUUUUCCCAUAGGAAUGCAUGGGUUAGGGUUAGGGUUAGGGUUGGAGCUAGGGUUAGGGUUAGGGUUAGGGUUGGAGUUAGGGUUAGUGUUGGAGCUAGGGUUAGGGUUGGGCUUGGAGCUAGGGAUUUUUCUGAGUGCAAUGAACCAACUCCCGAGUCUCUAGGACGUUCCUAAAAAAAUUUGAUUUUUUCCCAUAGGAAUGCAUGGGUUAGGGUUAGGGUUAGGGUUAGGGUUAGGGUUGGAGUUAGGGUUAGGGUUGGAGCUAGGGUUAGGGUUGGGCUUGGAGCUAGGAUUUUUCUGAGUGCAAUGAACCAACUCCCGAGUCUCUAGGACGUUCCUAAAAAAUUUGAUUUUUUCCCAUAGGAAUGCAUGGGUUAGGGUUAGGGUUAGGGUUAGGGUUGGAGUUAGGGUUAGGGUUGGAGCUAGGGUUAGGGUUGGGCUUGGAGCUAGGAUUUUUCUGAGUGCAAUGAACCAACUCCCGAGUCUCUAGGACGUUCCUAAAAAAUUUGAUUUUUUCCCAUAGGAAUGCAUGGGUUAGGGUUAGGGUUAGGGUUGGAGCUAGGGUUAGGGUUAGGGUUAGGGUUGGAGUUAGGGUUAGUGUUGGAGCUAGGGUUAGGGUUGGGCUUGGAGCUAGGAUUUUUCUGAGUGCAAUGAACCAACUCCCGAGUCUCUAGGACGUUCCUAAAAAAAUUUGAUUUUUUCCCAUAGGAAUGCAUGGGUUAGGGUUAGGGUUAGGGUUGGAGCUAGGGUUAGGGUUAGGGUUGGGGUUGGAGUUAGGGUUAGUGUUGGAGCUAGGGUGAGGGUUGGGCUUGGAGCUAGGAUUUUUCUGAGUGCAAUGAACCAACUCCCGAGUCUCUAGGACGUUCCUAAAAAAAUUUGAUUUUUUCCCAUAGGAAUGCAUGGGUUAGGGUUAGGGAUAGGGUUAGGGUUGGAGUUAGGGUUAGGGUUGGAGCUAGGGUUAGGGUUGGGCUUGGAGCUAGGAUUUUUCUGAGUGCAAUGAACCAACUCCCGAGUCUCUAGGACGUUCCUAAAAAAUUUGAUUUUUUCCCAUAGGAAUGCAUGGGUUAGGGUUAGGGUUAGGGUUGGAGUUAGGGUUAGGGUUGGAGUUAGGGUUAGGGUUGGAGCUAGGGUUAGGGUUGGGCUUGGAGCUAGGAUUUUUCUGAGUGCAAUGAACCAACUCCCGAGUCUCUAGGACGUUCCUAAAAAAUUUGAUUUUUUCCCAUAGGAAUGCAUGGGUUAGGGUUAGGGUUAGGGUUAGGGUUAGGGUUGGAGUUAGGGUUAGGGUUGGAGCUAGGGUUAGGGUUAGGGUUAGGGUUGGAGCUAGGGUUAGGGUUAGGGUUAAGGUUGGAGCUAGGGUUAGGGUUAGGUUUAGGGUUAGGGUUGGAGCUAAGGUUAGGGUUAGGGUUAGAGCUAGGGUUAGGGUUAGGGUUAGGGUUGGGGUUAAUAAAACAACUUUAACGAUGCAAGUUUUCUAAAACACUCAGUUUUACAAUGAUAUUCCAAGACUCAGAAUCAAACUUAAGGGCUGAGAGUAAAAAUCUGCAGUUCCUCCAGGUUCCACCAGAGGCUGUGUCCAGAAAUGAGUCAGUCCCCAUAGAGCCCCAUGUUAAAAUGUCCAACUUUACAGCAGGGAUAAACCUUUGUCACAGCCUCGCACAAAAAAUGACGGGAACUUCUGGAAGUUUGAUUAUCAGACUGCAUAAAGAAAACCUUUAGAUUACUUUUAGAGUUUGCAGCAGACAGAGUGAAUGUGGGGCUGAAACUGAAACACUCUAUUUGGUUGUUUCAGAUAUUUGUAAGAAGCUGGACAAUCAGACUGACGCUCCUGAACAGCUGUUUAUCAAGGUGAGAACAUGGUCCACAUCUGCAGCUUGUUUACUACCUGACUGAAUUUCACUCAGACUUCAAUCUGUUUCUAACCUUUGACUUGUCCCAGUCUACUAACAGCUCCUUCCUUCAUCUCUGAUUGGUGGAUAUAAAGAGUUCUGUGUGCACCUGUGCAGGUGAAGGAGGUGGAUCAAAGCGGAUCCUGGUUUGAAGACGGGAUGAAGCUGGAGGCCAUCGACCCUCUGAACCUGUCCACUAUCUGCGUGGCCACAGUCAGGAAGGUCAGGACAGAAGUUGAUCCUGCUCCUCUCCCUGCUCUCCUCUCUCCACCCGUGGCUGCCUGAUAGUUUGAAUCUGAUAGACAGCAUGUUAAAGACACAGAUAAAAACACAAAUAUUUAAACAAAACAAAUUUAGCUGCAAAUAAAAAAAACAGGCCAGAAAAACUAAAAAACACAACUCAUCAGCAAAUACCCAAUACAGAAAUAUACAUCAUCUCUGACAAAACAGAAAAAUUCAGCUCAUCCGGUUAUUACAAUGAAAAGAUGUUCCAUUCCGUGCCUCCUACAGACCAGGCCAAUAAACCCCGCCCCCUUCUAACCAGCUCUCUCUCUCUGGUCAGGUGCUGGCAGACGGGUACCUGAUGAUCGGGAUUGAUGGAUCUGAGGCAGCUGACGGCUCCGACUGGUUCUGUUAUCACUCCACCUCUCCUUCCAUCUUCCCCGCCGGUUUCUGUGAGAUCAACAACAUUGAGCUGACACCCCCCAGAGGUACAACAAAAAACUGCAGGACCUCUGAAUGGACCUAAACCUAAUCAAUCAAGUUUUAUUUGUGUAACAUCAUGUUCACAACAAAUGUUAUCUCCAGAUGAUUUACAAAAAGAGCAACUCAUCAAUAUCAACAUCAAUCCUGCUCCACUGGUGUGUGUUUUAGUAAAUCUACCGACCUCUGAUUCUGAAUGGUUAUUACAAGUGUUAUUUCUGACCAUACAGUUAUUUAUUUUUGGUGCAGAGUCAAACCUUCUCUUGUUCUGGUUUCCGUCAGGUUACGUCGCUCUUCCCUUCAAGUGGUUCGAGUACCUGAAGGAGUGUCAGGCUGUGGCGGCUCCUGUUACCCUCUUUAAUAAGGUCAGAGAUCUUCAACUAAUUCAGAUAAAUUAAUGUUUGAAUUUUUGACUUUGAUGUGUAAUAAAUGCAGUAAAUUAACUGUCUUGGAUUUAAUCCGUAACAACACAGAUUUACUGUCACUAAAUGGUAAUAACCUCCGUCCAGCAGGAAGUUCCUAACCAUGGUUUCCAGCCCGGGAUGAAGCUGGAAGCUGUUGACCUCAUGGAGCCCAGGCUGGUCUGUGUCGCCACGGUGACCCGCAUCGUCCACCGGUUGCUACGCAUUCACUUUGACGGCUGGGAGGACGAGUACGAUCAGUGGGUGGACUGUGAGUCACCGGACCUUUACCCAGUGGGCUGGUGUCAGCUGACCGGGUACCAGCUGCAGCCGCCCGCUGUCAAUGCAGGUCAGAUUAUAAACACAAUAUAAAACUACAUAUACUUCAGUGAAAGUGCAGUUCUUUACCUGUGGUACUGCAGUACGAUGACUGAUUAUACUGUUACAUUGGAUGAUAUAUGUGUGUGUGUGUGGUUAAGGCUCCAGAGAUCUUCAGUCAGCAGCUUCCAAACAGAGGAAGAAGUCCCAGCAGUACAAAGGACAGAAGAAAAGUACGUCUGUGUGUCAGGAAUAAACUCAGCUGGCACGCUUCAACAUGAAUUUUAAAUCAGAUCAUUUCCUGUCAGUCAGAGGUUUUAUUUUGAUAAUGACUUCCUGUCCCUGUCAGAGAGGAAGUUACCCAUCGCUAAGCGACCUGUCAGCCUCUCCGGUGCCAUGGUAACAGGCAUCCCAAGGAGCUUAUCAGGGGACGAGAACGAGACUCCGCCUGAUUACCCAUCACCCCCUACUCCUGCCUCAGCAGCCCAGCCCCCCACCGUGGACCCUGAGAGCAGCCCGGACACCAAGGGGGGGGCAGGUAUGAAAAAUGUAUAAAUUAUAAUAAAAUAUUUUAAGAACUAUUUUAAUAAAUAAGUUAUUCAUGUUCAAACCUUCACUUUGGAUCUGACUGUGAUACUUGAAAGCAGACCCAUCACUGAAGGGGGAAGGAGAUUUCACAUUUUUGAAGAGAGCUUUUUUAACUUUUUUAGAAAUUUUAUUAAACCGAACACAUAGUGUAUGUAGGACUGGGCGAUAUAUCGGUAUAAGAAAUAUAUCAAUAUAUUUUUAAAUGAGAUAUGGAAUUGGACCAUAUCGCUCAUAUCGAUAUACAUAUAUCAGAUAUCAGCGCUGGUUUCAGGAAAUUAAGAAUAAUCCCGGAAAUAUCGAGAGCUUUUUGGCUUCAAAUCCGUAUACAGGUGGUAGGCGGAACCAAGUUGUCCAUAGUUUAUACAGUCUAUGCUUGUGAAGUGUCGUAUUUGGCUUUGACUAAACAUUUGCGCUCACUUUGUGAAAACAAUAUCAGGAUAUAUAUCGAUAUUCAGCCUAAAUAUAUUGGGAUAUGCUUUUUGGUCCAUAUCGCCCAGCCCCCUAAGUGUAUAUUAACUUUUUGCACUUAUUUUUAAUAUUACAUCUACUCAUUCUCAUAUUUCUGUACCUGAUGUGUCUCUAGAGUUUUAUUGCUCAGCCUUUAGUUCUUCAUGUUGUUUGUUUAAAACAUGAGAAUAAACUGAUAGAUGAUCAUGCAGCUGGAAAUAUAUAGUUUUAUAUUUUUAACCCCGUCCUGAACCUGAACUCUGAUCAUUUCUGCAGGUGUUCAGGUGAGAGAGGAGAGCAUGGAGGGCUCAGAGUUCACCUCAGAGAGGACUGAAACACACACACAGAUCAGCUGAGGGAGGGGUCAACAACCAGGACCAGUAGGACUGAAACACACCCCUCUGUUUAUCACUUCGUCCUUCUUUUUAUCACUCUAUCCAUUUGUCCAUCUCUAUCAUCCCUUUCUUUCUCUCCAUCUGUAUCUUUUAUUGGAGAUUUAAAUCGUCCAAUCAGCUCUCAGAGGGAUGCUACAGCUAGCUCACCAGCUUCUUCCUUUUCUUCUUCUUCUUCUCUCUUUUUUCUGACCAGCGUAGAGACCAUUGCUAUGAAUCCCUCUGUAUGAGGAAAUCACUGUCUUUACAUUUUAAAGUCACCAAAGCUGAAUUUCAGCAGUGCUUUGAAUGGGUUUGUUUUAUUUUGUAAUCUAUGUUUUAUUUAUCGUUCUUUCUUUCCUCUACAACCAAAUACAUCUCACACCUUUUUUUAAAAAUGAAGGAAAAAAACUGAUUUGUUGCUAAAAGUGCUGAAAAUACUCUUAACUCCUCUGACUGAGCGACGGCAGCAAAAAAGUAAAAAGUUACAGGAAAAUUUUCAGAAUGAAGAGGAAUACAAAAAAAGGGCAGAGACAGUUCCCUCUUUAGUCUCUAUAAGAGAAAAGGGAACAAGAUAAAAACACAAAAAUAAAAACUUUUGUAUGUUUUUAAAAAACAGAUUUCUGUCAGAGACGAAGGUGAGCUUCAAAAGUUCAUGAGUCAAACUCUGAAAACUUCAAAACAGAAAAAACUCUGACGGAAAAACUUUCAGACAACCUUCAUGAGAGAGGUCGUCUGUUAAUGAAAAAAACAAGAGUGUGUGUGUUAAUGUAUGUGUGAAUGUGUGUGUUAAUCCGUGUGUGUGUGUGUGUGUGUGUGUGUGUUUUCAGGAUGUUCUCAAGAGUAAAGCAGCAUUCAGGAGCCUCAGCAGUCGAUCUGUUUCAGUUUUAAAAUGUGAAUUAAAGUGUUUUUGAGUCGUGUUCAGCAGCUCACCAUGUGCGUGUGUGUGUGUGUGUGUGUGUGUGUGUGUGUGUGUGUGUGUGUGUGUGUGUGUGUGUGUGUGUGUUGGCAAACUCAAAGCUGAUUCUUUGCUUUAAACCUCACUCUGUUAAACAAUUAAAACAGUAAAAAAAAAAGGUGAAAAGUUGAAAUUAUCUUUGUGAAAAAUCAUCAUUAAAUCAUUUUAUUGAUAUGAAGAAUAAAUAACUGUGUGUGUGUGCGUAUGUGUGUGUUUGUGUGUGUGUGCGCUCAGCGUAUCUGCAAUAAAUAAAUGUUUCAGUGUUACAUUCAGAGAUUUAAAAAAAUGUCUGAUUUUAAAUAUUUUAACACCAAAAUACCAUUUUUAGCAGCCGGACCAACCUGACUAAAGGUUAUAAAAUAUAAAAAAUAAGAAGAUAUUACCGACGAUGAAGAGCAGAAAUGUUUAAUGUAUUUACAUCUUUACUCAAAAACAAUUAAUACCUCAGAAUAAAAGCAGAAAUAUUAUCAGAUUGACAUCAGCAGAUUUUAGCUCCAAGAGUUUAUUACAGCGUCUUAAAAUGUUCAUAUGAGCUACUAAAUAUCAGCUCAAUCUAAAAUGAUGUCUCUGUAAACAAGGGUUUAAUUCAUGACUUUAAAAUACUAAUUAUUACAAACGCUCUAAAGAGUUUAUUCAUUUAAAGAAGUCAAUUUAUCAGAGUAAGAAAACAGGAAAUUAAAACAUUUAUAAUUGUUAUAGAUAAUUUAAUUUAUAAAACAAAAUGUGAGCCACAGAUUCAGACAGAAAAGAUUUAAAAUAAUCAAACUCACAAAAAAUAUAAAAGAACCAGAACUGAAGCUAAAACUGGAACUAGUCUUAGGUCUGUCUGCAGCUGAAUGUGGAUAAAUGAGAACAUGCUCACAUGUGAGAUAGUUAACUGAAUCAGCUGUGUGUGUUUCUGUUCAUCUCAUAGUUUACUUAUCUGUAUACAAACACACCCCUGAAAACACAUGAAUUAAGAUUUUUUUUAAAAGUGUUAAAAACAACAGCAUAAGCAGUUUAUGUAAAUAAGGGAUAAAAAAAAAACUACCUGCAGCUCCUACAAAAUAAAAGCAGGUUGAAUUUUUUCAUGUUUUACAAAUUGAAGUUUGUCUGUUCUUCAGUAAAAGAGGAUAGAUUAAAAAAACGCACAAAUAACCUGCUACAGGGCUCACAGUGUUUGACAAAAUCUGUGUGAAUGUGUGUGUGCGAAUGCGUGUGUGUUUUACAGUGUGUGUGUGUGUGUGUGUGUGUGUGUGUGAGUGUGUGCAUGCAUCAGUCAGAGCUGUCUGCUCUCUGGUCCAGUUCCUCUCUCUCUUCGUCUCUUUCUCUAGUGAAUCUUCAGUGUUCGUCGUCCGUCCGUCCGUCUGGUUGAUAAUGAUGACGUCUCUGUUUCUUGGUGUUUCUGUAUCUUGGUGCUCUCUGUAUAUAAAUCACAGUAAAUCCAGUUUUUAUGAGCUCACUCUGACAGAUUAUCUCUGACUUUGUAUGAAGAGGUUGUAUUCUGUGAUUUGUAAUCCGAACGCUGUGUGUUUUUAACGCCUUUGGGGUACAUUGAGCAGUUUUGUUAAUUUUUUUUGAGUAUUUUUUCUCUGUCAGUGGAGCUUGUUCAAACUACAGCUCAGUGAAAACGCCUCCCUGUCUGUCAGUUUGUGAUGUUUGUGAGUCAAGAACAGGAAGGACUGGAUGUUUGAACAUGAAUACAUUAAUGGGUCAGUAUUUUCUCAGAUUGUGUUCAUAAAAGAGAAAAAAAUGAGCGUCAGUUGAGUCGGCAGACCAAGUCCAGCUGAGGUUCCUCUUAAAUACCUACUGGUGACUAAAACCUUUGGAUUUUUACAAUUUUUCUGAUGUUAGAGUUUGUUUUAUAAUAGACUGAGAUCUAAGAAAACUCACCGUAAACAGAUGAAUUAAAACCUAAAGUUUAAAUUUCCCCUCAGGGAUAAAUAAAUUUGGAGUGUUUUUACACCUUUUAAAGUUUAUCACUAACCACAGCUGAUCUACUGCUCUGUACGACUCAUUCAGAUCCUCUUCUUUAAAGAUCAGAAACGUCAUGGAUCUGGUUUUCUAUCGUGUUUGCUGUAAAACGUCACAUUUUCAGUCUGUGUAUUCAGACCUCCAUCAGACUGAGCUGAUGGAGACUGAGACUCUGAGCUGCAGACAUCACUCAGUUUACAGUGUUUCUUUACUGGAUAAAAAAAAAAAAGAGUCAUUUUGGAUUAACGUAAAAUAGGAAUUUAAUCCAGUCCAUGUCAGUCUUCUUGCUGGUGCUGUGAACUGGAGGUUCACUGAGCUCUGCAACUCAGAGAUGUUUAAAAUAAAUCUGAACAUUUAAACUGUGUGAGAGAAAGAGAUGUUGUUCUGUACUAAUGUUAACCUUCAUGAAGCUUUUUCUAAUAUUGUGCAAUCUCUGGCAGCAUGAUUGUGAAUAAAUUAUCACGUGUAGAUGACCCAUUUUACAUUUUUAUGCAAUAAAAACAUUUAGAGAAAAAAGGCAAAUGUGUUUUUAUUUCUUUGCUGAUUUUUUCAAUAAUUAUUUGGCUUAAUACAAACUCAUUCCAUCAAAUAUUUCCACACAGUGAGAGUAGUAUUUGGGAAGUUCAUAUCAGUAUGCACAUUUAGUUUGUGUUAGCUUUGGUAAAAAAAAAACAUGGAGAAUAUUUUUGAUGUUACUCUAGAUUUAUUUGGAGUUUUCUUAACUUUGAAUUGGAGGUUUAAAGGGUAAGUGGAAAAUGGGAGAAAGAGACGGGAAAUAAAAGGCGAGGAGGCUAAAAUACAAAGAGCUGAAGGAGUGAACGAGACAUCAACCAAAGUGAAGAAAACGGGCAUGAAAACAGACCAGCUCUGUCAGAGUCACAGCAGUGAUAGAGUGAGAGGAGAUCACCAUCAGGGACAUGAAUUUCUUAAUAAUAAUAAUAAUAAUAAUAAUAAUAAUAAUAAUAAUAAUAAUAAUAAUAUCUUACAUUUAUAUAGCGCCUUUCAGGAUACCUAAGGCGCUUAACAACACACUACAAAAAAAAACUAACUAAAUACCAAAAGCCUGAAUAAACAAGUGUCACUUCAGAGCAGACUUGAAAGAGUCAAGAGUCUGUGCUUGGCGAAUCUCAGAGGGGAGAGAGUUCCAGAGAGGAUUCUUCAUGGAAUUGCAAUCAGACUGAGACACUCAGGCAGAAUAACUACUGUGUCUGCAGUGCAAAAUGAUUAAUAUGGGGAUUAUUAAUUCAAGGAAAUGAUGAAGAAACGACCAUAAAUGUUCUUCCUUGAGCUGCGUCACCCCACUGUAGUCCAUAAUGGACUGGUUGAGGUCUCACUACAAACAAGCGGCUGCUGGAAGAGAGUAGGUGAGUUGUGUUUCAUCUCUUUGCUAAAAUUAGGCAAAGUUAAAAAGAUGUUUGGUGGCUAGUGCUGUGUCUGGGACCCUAUAUGUACUGUUGAUGAAGUUAGGUGCUGUUCUGAGCUUUAUUUGUGGCUAUAGAGUGGUGCUUUGGUUGAGGUUUGUUUAUGGCUCCUCAGACCGCUGUGUAUUGUUAUCCUGCGGUCGUUACUAGAGUUGGUAUGACUGGAGAAGCAAGCGGUCAGCAAUAUUAAUCUCUGGAGGGGAUGUCUAACUCAGUGUUAUGGUGUGUUUGACCCUAAAUUAAUUUUACGCUGGAACAUCCUUUUAAGAUCGCCUGACUAAAGGUAAAUCUGACUGUCAUCAGCAUAAUAAGUGAGUUUAUCACCACACCUGAAUCUGAUGUGUUUGGACCUUCACAGACCACCCAGCAGGUCUGAGGGUCCCCCUGCUGCUGUUCAGAGAGACUGCAGGUAUCUACGUCAUGCUCUUUAUGGUUCUAAACAUGUUCGCAGGAAAAAAACUUCAACACUGAGACAGUUUGUCGUCAACAUGAGACUUUAUUCAUCUGUGCUGCAUGUUUCAGACUGAAGAAUGAAGACUGAGUCUGAGGAUUGACUGCAGGGAGGACAUUAGUAAGGAGGGAGGGACGGGUCAUCUUGUUGAUGGGGUCCAGGUGGGCAGAGUUUACUGGUUGAUGGUGGGAGGGUUUACUCGUACAGCCAGGGCUGGGCGCAGGGGGUGUAGGCGACGAACUCCUCAGCCUUGAACCACAGGUCAACCUCAAUCUUGGCGUUCUCCAGGGUGUCGCUGCCGUGGAUGAUGUUCCUGAUGGAGAGAGAGUGAUCAUUAGGAUGUGAUCAUAUACUGUCAUCAGACUUUAACCAUGUAAAUAAAGCUGAAGGUGCGAGUACACCUGAGCUCACCUGCCGAUGUUGAUGCACAGGUCUCCACGGAUGCUGCCAGGCUUGGAGUCAGCGGGGUUGGUCUCACCCAGCAUCAUCCUGGCCAGCUUCACAAUGUUCUGACCCUCCCACACCUGUGGACACAAUGACACACCUGUCACCUGUGGACUCACACUGAUAGAGGCUAUAGCUGAUGAUCAGAUGAAACCUGAUGGUCAGAUUUAAUCUUAUAACCUGUUUACAUUUGAUAAUAAGAUUGAUUUUAGAACACAAUUGAAUCAUUUAAUCAGAUUUCAUUUUAAAGUCAAACAAUAGAAUACAAUUAAACCACAUAAUCAACAUAAUCUGAUAGCCAGAUGAAACCAGGAUUGUUCAGGUAAAGGUUUAUCACACUGAAUAAAACAAAGUUCAGCACAGAGGGGAAAUAUGGGGAAAUAUGUUUCACUGUUUAACUUGUGAAUCCAAUGAAAAUACAUCUUACAGCAGAGUGAAAUCUGACUAUGGCUCGUUUAGCUUAGCAUAAGUUAGCACAAGUUUCUGUUUGUAAUUCCCGCCAUAAAGACAAUAUCAUCAGCAAACAUGACCUCCACAUCAACAGCAAUGCUGAUAUUAUAUUUAUUGUCUCAAAGCUGGUAAACAGAGUCUAUUGCCGGAGAGAGACCGAUGCUGGGAGUCUGAAGAGUGUAUAAAAACCGUUCAUCAGAAACACCUAAGAGAGACUCUGAUCCGACCAAGUGUCCUUCUAGAGGUCAUGACCUCUGGGUGAGAAAACGAUACUGACUCUAUAAACAGGGAGAGAGAGAGAGACAGAGACAGAGACACGGAGAGACCUUGAACAACAAAGAGGGUGUGAAGAGAGAACAUGGACAGCUGGGUGAGAGAAAGAAAGAGAGAGAGAAAAAAACAGAGGGGGGGGUGUUUAUGUUGAUUAAAUGUAGAGCGAUAAAAAAAGAAAGAAAUCUGUUAGAGUGUCAGAGAUGUUCAGGGUGUCCAUGUGUUAGUGAGCUGUACAACAGAUUUUUCUGUGCGUGUGUGUUAGCGUUACCAUGGCGAGGACGGGUCCAGAGGACAUGUAUUUGCAGAGUCCAGCGUAGAAAGGCAUGUCCUUCAGGUCCUGGUAGUGCUUCUUCAUGUGGUCCUCAGAUGCCUGACAAACAAACACAAAUUAACUUUUGGGUUUAUUUUGAUAAUGAGACAAGAACAGUAACUUAACUUUGUUUGUUUGUUUUAUAUAUAACUAUGAAAUAUCUGAUGAAAACUCCCGUUCACUACCUUACUUAUAAACUGUAAGUAACAAAGUAAUACAGUGUUUAUUACACACCUUACUCUUGCUGAGUCCAAAUCUGAGUAGAAUUGAUCAAAUUUCCAUCGUAAUUUUAUUUGCUGAUGACUCUGAUGUUUAUUUGUGUUUGGUAAAGAUCAAAACAGCAGCUCAGUUAGUAAAAGUCAACAUCAUAUUCUGAUUUCACAUGAAUACACAAGCUUUUUUAAUGCAGAGGAAGAAAUAUAAACCUCUAUGCUGAUGAUGCUCUGCUGUUUAUCUCUGCCCCAACAUAUUUCUGUUUGGUCCAGUUCAUGUUGUUUCUAAUGUCAAUUUCUGAGUUCAUCCACAUUUGUAGAAAGUUACUUUUAAAUACUCAGACAGUGUGGAGUUUAUUAAAACACACUCGCAGUGUAGGGAUCAACAAAGCUAAACCCACGGCGUGGUAUGACUGUGAUGAGUGUGUGACAGUGAGAGAAGUAUGAGUCCUUCAGGGACGAUCAACAACUCAGCAGCUGACACCUCCUCGCCAAACACCUCCUCACCAAACACCUCCUCAACCCCCCUGACUCUUAUUGGAGGAGUGAGAGAGGAUUUUCUGAGUCACACUGAUUUUUUUUCUUUACUGAGAUGUGUCAGUCAAAAAAAUAUACUGUACACACAUAUAUGUAUAAAAUAACUGUAUUGAAACCCUGGUCCACCUGUCUUCAUGGUUACCUGCAUGAAUUUGGCGGCAACCAGCCUGAAGCCUCUGGUCUCAAAACGCUUGAUGAUCUCACCACACAGACCUCUCUGGACGCCAUCGGGCUUCACAGCAAUGAAGGUACGCUCCAUGUCGGCUGAGAGAAGGCUGUGGAUACAAAACACCACAAAAGAAGAAGAAGAAAAGGUCCAAUUUAAAAUAAGGAUAUAAUGACAAAAGGUAAAAAGUGUGUAAAGAACAAAUUUAAAAACCUCAUGGUCCAUUUACAGCAAGAACAAAACAUGCAGAUAUCACUGAGGAUCAAAGAGGUCUCAAUUUACUACCUUAGUUAAUUAGUGUUUAAAGCCACGUGAUGGUCUGAAAAAUCAUCAAUAAUAGUUACAUCUAUUUAACAAUCUGUGAGAAAAUGCCAGAAAGAAGGGACGGACUUUCACUCAGUUUCAAACAGGCAUUAAGACUUCAGACCUGUAUUAUAUCUAAUGUCCAGCAGGGGGCGACUCCACUGACUGGAUUUCUGAGAUCACUCUGAUCAGUCAAGGAUGUCCAAGGAUCCCUGGUUAUAUCAGCAGCAUUUGCACUUUUCAGGAGUUCCAUGUGAUUGUUUUGUGUCUCACAGAGGUCCUGCUCAUGUGUCUUAUAGCCUGUAGGGAUCACAGGUUUGUUUGUUAUGUGUUACUCAGUGAUUGUGGAUGACAGCAGUCAGUAUCACCUGCUGAUCACCUGUUUAGUGUCUGAGCUUCAUUACUCCUCAUUACAGAGCUUCAGUCUGCUGGAUGUGAAAUCAGAUCAGUCCUCUGAGUGUCUCUGGCAGCGUUUUCUUCUCUGUCAGCUCGCAGACAGCACUCAGUGAAAGAUGACACUGGCUCAGACAAAGCUUCGGCUUUCUAAUUUUACUGCCUGUUGGUUUCUGUUCAUGUGAAGCUGAUACCAGCUGAAAGCAGGUGGCUCUGGCAGGAAUUCAGGCUGAGAGAGUGGAAAAAACCCUGACAGCUUCAGAGUGAUGUUUCUGAGAGUCUAAUUAGGGUUCAGGGUCAAAGAUUCAGGUUCUAUUCUGCUGACUAAUCAAAAAUAAACACUGUAUGACUCCCUCUAGGCCCGUGAGGCCCUGUGACAGUGGACAGACGGACACUUUUUGUCCAGUAAUGUCAGCUUAACAGCUUUGACAGCACUGAUCAGAUUUCUGCUCAAUUAACUUUUAAUAAUCACUGCUCUCAAAGGAUAAUGGAUGUAAAUUCUAACACUGUAGCGCCAUCUUUAGGCCAAAAUCUACCCUCACCUGAUUUUUUUUGAUCGGCACAAUGGAAACUCAGAGGAUUUUAGAUAUGCAGCUAGUCAGACAGUUAUCAGUAAAGACAGCAGGAUACCUGACCAGGUACAACUGAGCCACGACUAUUGACUCUCCGAGUCAGUGUUAACAAUUGCUCCUCUGUCUAAUUAACGCAUGUGUAUUAAUGAUCUGCUUCAACACGUAAACACUAAAAGCAUCCACCCCUUUUUCGGACAAUAUGUCAUCCCUGUCUGCUACUUUGAGUUAAUAACUAUCACACUAUAAUCUUUAAAUCAGGUGACCUUGAAGUGACCUUGUAGUGACCUUGCUUUCACACUUUCACUCUGAGGGUUUUAUGACUUUUUCAUAAUUUUCUUUGGUGUCCAUUUGGUAAACCAAACUUUUAAUAUAAAGUUAUUAGAAAAUUCAGUUUGACAAGUAUAGAUUACACUAAAUCACACAUUUUUACAAUUACAAAUAAGAAAAACGUGACGAUAACUUAAGUCAACAUCAAACUCUGGCAAUAAGAUGUGAAAUUGCAGACAGUUUAGAGAGUUCCUACAUGUCCCUGAACUCAACAGCUGACCUUGACCUCUAAAUAAGGAGGAUAGCGUCCUGUGUGAAAUAAUUCAUGGUAUUUCGUUGAUUUGCUCAGGACAGUGCAAAUCACAAAAACAAUUGUUUCAAAUGAACGUAAUAAAUUAUGUUAGAUAUAUAAAGUACAUACUAUAGAUGUUGGUCACAUAUAAAUAAAUCACCAAUUGUCACUCUAACUCAGUCAGCACUGUGCGAGGCCAUCUUUCAGCCAAUCAGAAGAGGGCUUACUGGGAGGUGGAGUGUCAGCAGAGAGCAGCUGUUUGAAGCACAUGGUACUCAGGGACAAUUGUAUCUAAACCUGUUUGUGUUUCAACUCUAAUCAAACCAAAGACAACCAAACAAACCACUCCAAGUUUAGGAGAGUAAAUAUUUGCUUUAACCACUCCUUUUUGUUAUUUUAAUUAUUAAUCACGUCUCUGUAUUUUUGUGGUUUGUGGUUGUGGCAAUUGAAGUAGAUGGAUCUAAGUUCUGUUGAAGUUUUAAAUCAGAGUCUUAGGUUGAAGUAGACGGAUCUAAUCUAAAAAUCCUUCUGCAGAAGUCUGAGUCCUUCUUGGAGAUUUCACUUUUCCACACACACGUUUGCAGUAAAAUGAUGAUUUAUGAUCCUGUUUUCAAACAGUGAUUAAAAAGAACAGACACCUGGUUCCUUUUUACAUCUGAGCUCUAACUUUGAGGAUUGACUCUGAUUUCUCUGUGAGUGAAUGUGAACUUGUAUUUUGGUCCAUGAAUGCUCCAUUCAGUUUGCAGCUGUCAAGCAAUCACAGCAGGACAACCACGUGUUGAUGCUGGGGAACAGAUGGACACAACUUUCUCAAGUAAAAUAAGACUGAAUUUACUGUGCUUCCUUUCACUGCAUCAAUAUAACCGAGUCAUUUCAGAAAUCCUAAGAGAUAAAGUCAGAAAUGAGUCUGCAGAUGCUGCAGACUUACAGUAGAGACAACUGGUGGACAACCACUGAUACUGAUCGUGACAGUGAAGUAAGUUAGAGCAGCUGAGACAGAGACGGGGAGUUACAAAUUUUCACUUAACUUUAACAUUAAAUCAUAUCUCUGAGAGGUGAAGAAAAGGUGUUUCUCAUGGCAGCCUGUCCCUGAAGUAUAUAAUCACAGGCUGACACUGCUGAGUGUCUCUGAGCUGCUUUUCUGGGUUAGAUUUGAUUUCAGGUGGUUUUAAUAUUUUUAAAUGGAGAACUCACAAUGUUGUGUGUGUGUGUGCGUGCGUGCAUGUGUGCGUGCGAGCGUGUGUGUGUGAAAUAUCUACCUUGGUUUGGGGUUCAGGAGAACUUGUGAAGACGAGCAGCGGGGAUGCGAUCACCAAGGCCAAAGACUCGAAGAGGGGCUCUAUUUAAAGGUUUACCGUGGGGGAGGGAACCAAAAAAUGUGUGUGUGUGUGUGUGUGUGUGUGUGUGUGUGUGUGUGUGUGUGUGUGUGUGUGUGUACAGUAUGAGUGGCUGCUGGUUGACAGAUGUCCACAAACACAGCUUAAUGUGUGUAGACUUGUGCUCUUGUCUUUCUGUCAUUAUGGGACCUGCCAAAUUCUUCAAAAACUUCUUUCCAGACACCUUCACUUAGCGUCAUAUUAGCUUAUACUAAGAGUCAAUUUAACUUGCAGAAUUGAAACUAUUCAUCUAGAAUAACAAAAUGGCUUAAAAUCAAUCUAAUCUUUCUUUCAUGUGGGGCUUUAAAUUUAGUGAUAGUGAAAACAUGUCUAAACAAAAGUACUGGAAAGGAAGUCCAGGAUUGAUAUUUUCUGAAUAUAGUUAUAUAUUUUUGUUGGGCGUUAGGUCAUUUGUAUAAAGUUAGGACACUUUUACAUACGAAAAAUUUUAAAAGUUGUGGAUGACUGGAAAAGUGAGAAUAUUUACAGAAGACAGGAAAUUUAUAUAACCAUUGCAUCAAUGUGUUUAAAAAAUAAGAAGAAAGAAAAAUAUUUCAUAAAUAAGAAAGUUUUUGGAACAUAAAAUUUUGUGCCAAGGGAACUUUUUAAAAAAUUAAACACUUGUUUCUAGAACUGAGGAUGUUUGUGCGGUUUAGAUCCAUUAAAACAUUGAUGUGGACAACAACAUCAGUUGGUCAUCAUAAGAAACAACAACUUUUGUACAGAGUGAGGACAUAAGUUCAGAAGUUUUGUGAGCAUUAAAAGAAAUGUUUUUUUUAGAAAUCACAAUGUUGGUGCAAAGAGACGUUUGGGAUGUCCG
This is a messenger RNA of Xyrichtys novacula (pearly razorfish), 40142 nucleotides long. The record is from the annotation of a GenBank genome assembly. Lineage: Eukaryota; Metazoa; Chordata; Actinopteri; Labriformes; Labridae.